Molecule: messenger RNA, 696 nt
Organism: Mollisia scopiformis
Lineage: Eukaryota; Fungi; Ascomycota; Leotiomycetes; Helotiales; Mollisiaceae
Product: ribosomal protein S8
Exons: 1
Coding region: 208-696 (162 amino acids)
Biological process (GO): translation
Cellular component (GO): mitochondrion; ribosome
Molecular function (GO): structural constituent of ribosome
Source: RefSeq, a predicted model, not a curated record
ACGACCAACCCCCAGAAAACCUCAGCACUACCAUCGAGUUCCUUCCACUUUCCACGCCCAGCUCGACCAACGCCAUACUCACCAUAAACUUCAUAUCAUCUGCGAACCCAAUUGAAAACCCCACGAAAAUCGAAGACGCAACCUCACACUUCAUCGUCCACGAAACAAACCAUCUUGCGCCCUCUGGGCCAUAACACCAACGACAACAUGUCCCUCGUCCACCUCUCCCACGUCUGCUCACACCUCCAAAACGCCUCCCGCGCGCGCCUAGGCCUGACAUCCGUCCCCUCAACAAACCAAAUCCUCACCCUCUGCCUCUCGCUCCAAUCCGCCGGCUUCCUCUCCUCCGUAACCCGCGGCGGGCUCACUCCUCCUCCACUCGACAACCUGUCCUCGUACAGCCCGGAACCCGUCACGCAGCAGAACGUUGCGACAAGGAGAUUGUGGCUCGGCAUGAAGUAUUGGGAUAAUGAGCCGGUGUUGAAGAAGAUGGAGAUGGUUAGUAAGCCGACGAAGAGGAUUUGGAUGGAUUGUAGCGAUUUGGGGAGGAUUGUGAGGGGGCGGGAGGCUGGGCAGGUGAGGGGGUUGACGGGGGUGGGGGAGUGUUUGUUUGUUAGUACUGAUAGGGGGGUUAUGGAGGCGAGGGAGUGUGUUGAGAGGAGGGUGGGGGGGAUGUUGCUUUGUAGGGUUAUUUAG